AUGAAAUUCCUGGAAAUCCUUAAAAAGUUGCAUGUCAACAUCCCAUUCACUGAUGCCAUCCUUCAAAUCUCAAACUAUUAUAAGUUUUUGAAGGAGAUACUGAAUAAAAAGAGGAAGAUGCCCAAGCAUGAAAUGAUAACACUAUCUGAAGAGUGCAGCGCGAUCAUCCAGCACAGGAUCCCUUCCAAACUUAAAGAUCGAGGGGGAACAAUCGAGGACAUGCUCAUUAAGAUGGGAGAAUUUAUUUUUCUAGCUGACUUUAUCAUUCUAGACAUAGAAGAGGCAUCCCAAAUUCCAAUAAUACUAGGAAGGUCAUUCCUGUCAACAAGUCAGGCAUUACUUGAUUUUAAUACAAACGAGAUAGUCCUGAGGGUGGAGGAUAAGCAACAAAGCUUCACCAUGGAGAAUCCAAUCAAGCAUCCAUCAUAUUUUGAGGAUUGCCAACGAGUUGAUCACUGGAAGAGUUACAAAGGCUAG
Molecule: messenger RNA, 477 nt
Organism: Olea europaea var. sylvestris
Lineage: Eukaryota; Viridiplantae; Streptophyta; Magnoliopsida; Lamiales; Oleaceae
Exons: 3
Coding region: 1-477 (158 amino acids)
Source: RefSeq, a predicted model, not a curated record